Molecule: messenger RNA, 414 nt
Organism: Candida albicans SC5314
Lineage: Eukaryota; Fungi; Ascomycota; Pichiomycetes; Serinales; Debaryomycetaceae
Exons: 1
Coding region: 1-414 (137 amino acids)
Biological process (GO): chromatin remodeling
Cellular component (GO): Ino80 complex
Source: RefSeq, a predicted model, not a curated record
AUGUCAAGUACUCCAAUAACAACCACCACCACAACUCAAGUAAAUCUUCAUGAAUUACUGGAAAUCACUACUAAACCUCAUUCAUUUAAACAAAAUCCCAACCGUAAACAACAAUCAAAUAGGAGAUAUAAACCAAGUAGACAAUUAAUUUCUGAUGAAUUAAAAUAUUUACAAUCUAAACAAUCAAAUUUAAAAUUUGAUACUCCAACUUAUAAUUCAAUAAUGUCACCACCAAGUUUAAAACCAACAAUGAAAUAUUGUGAUAUAACGGGAUUACCAACAAAUUAUAAAUGUCCUUCUAAUCAAUUAAGAUUUUAUAAUUCAGAAAUUUAUCAAGAAGUUAUUAAAAAUAUGCCUGCUGGUGUAGAUCAAGAAUAUUUACAAUUAAGAGGUGCCAACGUGAUAUUAAAAUAA